UCAUUUUACGGCCGAGGACGACGACGACGACGAUGGCCGACACCGCACCGGCAGCACAGAGCACCACAACGACAGCACCGCCCGUGACGGUAACACUGACGGUACCGACGGGCGAAGAGUUGGGCUACGAUUUGCAACAGCAGCAACAGCAGCAACCACCACCACCAUCAACACCAACCUCCUAUCAAAAGCGCCCGGUAUCGGUGUACUCGGUGAACCAGCGCGUCCCACCGCCACCGAUCAUCCGGGCCGUCUCGUACCAACCGUCGCUGGCCGGAACCGCGUUCACGCACCAGUCGGAGGAUGGGUCCGGGCACGGCCACGGCCACCCGCCGUUACCACCGUCGACGGUGGAGGAAAAGUCGAAGCACACGCGCCGCUACCUGGCCGGUGUGACCGGCAUCAGCUACGCACUCUUUCUCAUCGUGUUCGGUUUGAUCGCGUUCAUCACGGACGCGGUGGAGAACAACGCACGGUACCCGCUGGCCGAGGUGUUUGCCCUCUACAUGGUCUCUACCGGGAUCGUGUACUUUGUCUUUCUGUACAUCGACAUCCGGUUGUACGUGCGGCGGGCACAGCGUGCGGUCGAGGAGCUAAACCGGCGCCGGGAGCUGCUGUACAGCGAGCAGCAGCAGCAGCAGCAGCAGCGUGCGAUGGCGAUGGCGAUCGGUAACGGUGGCCUGGAGCUGUCCGUCGGUGACGAGGCGACGGUGGCGGGCACCAGGAGCAUGCCGGUGGAAGCGCUCGGUCCCCUCAAACCGAUACCGCACGAUUACUGCUUCGUGACGGGGCGGCACGGUGAGAUCAUUUACCUGAAGCUCGGUGCCACCUGGUUCUGCUUUGGGCUGCUGAUCCACUCGGUGCUGCUGCUGUCGUACCAGGGCAUCCUGAUGAACAGCCGGGAUGGCAAGUGGGCCCAGUGUGCGUCGGCCACUACCAUCGCGAUGGAGGUCCUGUUCCUGUUCUACUGUCUGUUUCUGGUGUUUUUCUUCUGGAAGUACGCGAACAUCGUGAUCAACCGGUACCGUGGGUUGGCCCGGUUCGGUAUCAUGCACGCCAUCGGUACCGCGCUCGCCUUCUGGGUGCUGACGAUCGUGCGCGAAACGGUCGUCGCGAUCCGGAUCAAGCAGUCGUACUACUACGGCGACGGCGACGGCGAUAACGAGGAUGAUGGUGCGACGGUGGAGAAGCUGGCGACCGGUGGUGCUGGUGACGGGCCGGUUGAACAGCGUACCGCGCCCUCCCUCGCCACCCUCGAGUGUCCGGGGCCGGAAGAGUUGAACCAGGUGUUGGCUUCCUUCUCGCCGUACCUCUACCCGUUCGUGAUCGAGUUUAACAUACUGAUCGUUGGGCUGCUGUACAUGAUCUACGCGAACAUUAGCAAGUGCCCGAAGAAGAUUACGGUGAAGGGGCACCGUGGGCACGGUGGGGGGCAUGGUAGCGUGCACGGUGAUCACCAGUCGAAGGUCGGCGGGGGUAGCGUCGUCGAUGGGUUCGAUGGGCGGAGCGAGCACAGUGAGCACUGUGAUGAUACGCUCGAUCACGAGGCCCAGGUGAAGUCGCGGCUGAUCGUGUACGGUGACUGUCAGCACGCUAGUCGGGGUUUGUUCGCGGGGCUUCUGCUCGUCGUCGCCACCAUCGUCGUCAUCAUACUCUUCCACAUCGCGUCACGUGACGACGACUACCGGGACACGGGCAUCCUGCUGGACGGCAUCUUCGAGGUGACCGUACUGGGCAUCAUGAUAUUAGCGACGGUCGCCGCCUACUACCAGACGACGCGGCUCGACAUCAACCCGCACCCAAUUUCCCGGCUAGACGAUGUGCUGCUCUUCAUCGCGAUACCGGCGUUCUUCUCCGAGACGCUGUUCAGCAUGAUACCGGCGUUCGAGAACGGGUCGAUCCUGAACGGGUUCAUCGUCUUCACGCAGGUAACGCAGGUGCUGAUCCAGACACCGUGGAUCUGUGACGCGCUGCGCCGCUGCUCCAACACGGCCGAGCUGCAGCGAACGAAGCCGGGCAAGGAGCUGGUCACCUUUAUGACGAUUGCCAACGUGUCCCUCUGGAUCUACUACACGUUCGCCGUCAAAACGGGCGACUUUGGUGAUGAGCGGUACGAGUACUACGGGGACGUCCUGUGGUCCAUCCUGAACCACCUCUCGCUGCCACUCAUCAUGUUCUACCGGUUUCACUCAUCCGUCUGCCUGGUGGACAUCUGGCGCCACUCGUACGAGCCGGGCGAACACGCCCAUUGAUUGAGUCAGUCAGUCAGUCAGUCAGUCACUCGCUUCCUGCGACCUCCCCAUUCCCCUACGACCAGCGGCAGGCCGUCUGGCGUAGACGAAGAAGACGAGACGAAGAAGAAGAAAGUAUUAUUCCGCCUAGAGGUAACUCAGCAUAUAUUGGGUUUGCGCGUUGCGGCGGUGGCAGAAAGUAAUCCAUUAAUGUUUUUGGGUGAGCGCUCAAUGCGCUUUAUUGCAAAUACUUUCCCGCAAAUGGUCCCGCUUAAAUCUCAGAUAUUAAGCAUCCUGUUGGAUCAUUUGCUGGCUUUUUAAUAGUAGGUAAUUUUAGUCUCUCCUCUUUCUCUCUCUCUCUCUGUC
Anopheles aquasalis is the source of this 2597-nucleotide messenger RNA. Its product is annotated as proton channel OtopLc-like. Gene Ontology annotation, biological process: proton transmembrane transport. Gene Ontology annotation, molecular function: proton channel activity. Gene Ontology annotation, cellular component: membrane. The record is from RefSeq and is a predicted model, not a curated record. Lineage: Eukaryota; Metazoa; Arthropoda; Insecta; Diptera; Culicidae.